This is a messenger RNA of Filobasidium floriforme, 511 nucleotides long. RefSeq lists its product as uncharacterized. The record is from RefSeq and is a predicted model, not a curated record. The transcript has a single exon. NCBI's taxonomy places the organism in Eukaryota, Fungi, Basidiomycota, Tremellomycetes, Filobasidiales, Filobasidiaceae. The coding region runs from base 69 to 344 and encodes 91 amino acids.
UGCCAAUCUUUCAAAACACCUCCAUCCAUUAUCACGAUAGCUACGAUCGGGUUCUCAUCCCUCCUCCAAUGAAUUCUCACCGCGAUUCGUCCUCGGUCGUCGACCUCAACGCUCCUCUUCUCAGCGCACAUCGUCAACACGAUCAACACGACCCCGACCACAGCCGUCGCCAGGACGAAGACGUCGACCAGACCGACCUCGAUCUGGAGAACAGCAGCGAGACUAUCACCGGGUUUCAACCUCCUGACCGCAAAGAACUCGCCACGAUGAUCAUCUCGGGGACCGUCGUCGUCCUCCUGAGCGUCGCUGCCGGGUUGACGACCGUGUUUGAUUGGGUCCUCUGAGUCGACUGAGAUCGCUCCAUGAAAUGAUGCAAGGCGACCGCAGUGCUCUCUCGCACCGUACUAUGCUACAGUAUUCAUAUUGAUAUCGAUACCAACAUCGGUCAUCAUUAUCAAGCGGUGUGGGGCUAUACCUGGAACUACUCCUACUCGAUCUCGCCUGAACCCUA